Molecule: messenger RNA, 2505 nt
Organism: Pygocentrus nattereri (red-bellied piranha)
Lineage: Eukaryota; Metazoa; Chordata; Actinopteri; Characiformes; Serrasalmidae
Gene: abi3b
Product: ABI family, member 3b
Exons: 5
Coding region: 128-1543 (471 amino acids)
Cellular component (GO): lamellipodium
Molecular function (GO): SH3 domain binding
Source: RefSeq, a predicted model, not a curated record
CACACUUGUCCGCCAUACUAUUUUCAGGUUGGCUAACCUACCUGUGUCAUUUACUUCCAUCGUUGCUUCUAACAACCACUAUCUGAGCUUUUAGGUUACACGUCUCCUUCCAAGUGCCAAAUCUAAAAUGAAGGACAGUACUACAGUGGACAUUCAGAAGAUUUUUGAAGAAGCACCAGCAGCCAGGAAGGCUCUUCUUGACAACCACAGCAAUCUCUACAAGGUGGCCGACUACUGCGAGAACACCUACCUGAAUGUGGAAGACUCUAGAGGAACUUUGGAGGAGUCCAAAGCCCUCACUGCCCAGGCCCUUGCCAGCAUCGCCUACCAAAUCAACACACUGGCCACGAGUGUGUUAAGACUACUGGAUGCUCAGACCAUUCAGCUCAAACAGAUGGAAUCCUCAGUCAACAUCCUGACCAUGACAGUGGACAUAUACAAGGAGAAAGUAGCACGGCAGGAAAUUGGGGUGCUGACCGCAUCAAACAAAAUAACCUAUGCUCAGAAGAUGGCUCCUCCAUCAGCUGUCGAAGGACCCAUUGAGUAUGAGCGUAUCCCAAUAUCCUACUCCAGCCUGGACUCAUUAGGACACGGAUGCUGGGGUGGCCCCAAAACUGCAGGGCAGAAGCCUGAAGCAGAUACACCUACCCCACAGCCAAACCCCCAGGAAGGAGCGCACAUACAUGGGUCUAGCUCAGGCAUUGCUGUUCCUCCUCCAUCAGUCCCUAACUGGGUAGGCUUCAGAUCCACGGUUCCUCAGUCAUGUGCCACUCCUCAGCCUCCUUCCUCAGCCACAGCCAUCUCCUUCUUGCCCCAACCUCCAAGCUUCUCUUCAGAUGCUGCACCACCACCUGCUGAACCUGCCCUAAGCAGUGAUGUUGGAGCCCUUCCGCCACCACCAUCUCCUCCUCCUCUACGUAAUUCAGUAGUUGCUCCUCCACUACCAUCUCCUUUUCCAUCUAGCUCAGCGUUCAGAGACUCAUUUUUGCCACCACCCCCAACUCCGCAGUCUGAGUUCAUGGCUCCUUUCCCACCUCCUCCUCCUCCAUCUCCUUUUCAGAGCAAUUCCAUGAUUCCUCCUCCAUCGCCUCCUCCUCCACCUUCAGGCUGCACUUUUGGAGACUCGUCAUUCCUGCCUCCACCACCUCCGCCCCCACAAAUUGCCUCCAUGGCUCCCCCUCCUCCCUCUCCUCUUCCUAGUGCCUUAAGAGGUCAUGUUCCUCGACCUCCUCCUCCACCUCGCGCUAACACUGGUGUAGGAGGUCCAGCUUCACCCCCACCUCCUCCUACGCCUAGCUCAGCAUUUACAGGGUCAUCGUUGCCUCUACCACCACCACCACCACUUCCUCAGAACAGUUCUGUGAUUCCACAGCCACCUCCACCACCACCACCUCCCCAGAACACUUCUAAUAUUCCACCACCACCUCCUCCUCCACCACCUCCUUUUAACACUUCUACCAUUUCACCACCACCUCCUCCUCCACUACCACCACCUGGAAAAGGUCACAUUCCUCCUCCUCCUCCUCCUCCACCACCAUUUUGAAUGUCAAAAGUGGACUUUAAGAUAUCAGUAUGAAAAUUCCUGCUCUGUCCACAAACACGGUCUUUCUUAGAAACUGUUACCAGGUUUGACAAGCUUUGCUGAAUAUAUGAAUCAUAUGACUUUAAUGGCAUGUAAUUUUAUUGAUUAUUAGAGAAAAGGUCCUGAACUUUCUGACUCAAAUGAUUCAAAUGACUCAAAUGACUAGUAUGCAAAGUAGUUACGACACAUAAUAGCCUGUAUGUAAGUAGAGUGAAACUGGCUUUUUCUAAACCAAAAAAAAAGUAGGUCUAACUUAUUUGGUAAUCAUGUUUAAUACACAUCUGUGAUCAAAAUCUAAUAUAAAUCACUGUAAAUCUGUAUAUGAUUUAAAUUGCUAUAGAAAUGGCACACUUCUUCCACACCAGUCAGCCCUCCUUUCACUUUUUAUUGUCGUAACCACACAAACUAGUCAUAGCUCCUCAAGAUCUUUAGUGUGAUGGGAAUGACAGCACAAUUGGAAACGGCAGAACUACCUAGUACUAGAGUACAUUAUUAACAACACUACACUAAUACUGGGUAGUGCCUCCCUCACCAGUCUAAACAUAAUAAUUAUGGUUUUAAAAGUUUGCUUUUCGCUGAAAAUCUAGGCAGGGGACAGGAACUCUUCACCUAACUGAAGAGUCCCUUGAUUACUAGAUGCAUCAGGCUUUUAAAUAACAGUAUUCGAACACUGUAUUUGCUGAAAUAUAUUCUGUCCAUAUCCUAACAUGUAUGGUUGCCAUGAUUAUACUCUCUUUCAGCCAUUCCUAAUUGAAACAACAGAGGUUUUGUAAGUAGACUGUAGUCCUUUGGCAGCAUUUAAUUACAUGAUUAACUAAAUCUACCAAUCUGUAUCACAUUAUAAAUAAUAUUAUACUAAUAUUGGAGAAUAAUGUACCAUGAAGCAGUUGCUUUAUGUAUUAAAUAAUGUGUGGAAAUACGAA